Molecule: messenger RNA, 1998 nt
Organism: Colletotrichum orchidophilum
Lineage: Eukaryota; Fungi; Ascomycota; Sordariomycetes; Glomerellales; Glomerellaceae
Exons: 8
Coding region: 1-1998 (665 amino acids)
Cellular component (GO): nucleus
Source: RefSeq, a predicted model, not a curated record
AUGACUUCCGAGUCGCCUCAGACUCCUACGACCCACCACCCUACCCCAGGCAAUGAUGGCUUGAGUCCCCUGGAAUCAGACGAGGGCAAGCUGCGAGUCUGCGACCACUGUAGAAUGUUCGUUCCAAGAAGACGAAAUGUGAGAGACCAUGUCGCUUCGCUUCGCGACUUCGACGUCUUUGACUGCCGCCCAACAGCCUCGAUUAACAUUGUGGACUCGGAACAGGUGAUCUGGACCUUCCAAAGGAUGUACAAAGAGACCCAAGCACUCGACCAACGCUGGGUCGGUCUCUUCGUCAGAGAGCGGUCCGCGAAGGCGAAUCGCCCCCUCGACAAUCUACCCCAACGGCUCGCGUUCUACGGCGAUCUAACAGAGUCCACAAGACUGAACCUAUACUUCAUACACAUACAGCCAAACUACCCGUUAUUCGAGUCUUGCCCAGACAGACGACCCGGAGAGAGGCUCGACAUGUCACCACGUCUCAAAAUGGCCUUGUUCGCCGUUUCAUCACGAUUCGUAGCCCCAGGCUUCUUGACGUGGUCACCGGGAGACUUUGCGCAACGAGCCAAGAGUCUCUUCAACGACUCUGACCUCAGCGUCGACGAAUUGAAAGCGUCCUUCCUCCUUUGCUUCCACGCCAUGUCGGACUCCUUGACGUGGGCGACGGUCACCGAGGCGACCAAAAUCACGAGGAUGGCUGAUCUCUAUUACAAGCUCCACCUCGGAGGAAAGCGUAACGAGUCUGACACGGCCUUUUACCUCGGCAGCGACGGCGCAGCUUGUAGGGAUGGGGUGACGGCGAGACAAGGGGGCGACGCAGGCGAUUUGGGAAGUAAGAUGAAGGAGUGGAAUAGGGUAUGGUGGUGUAUCUACCGUCUUGACGCCUGCUGCUGUGCCACCACGACGUCACCAAACCCGAUCUCGACUCGUCUGGAAGAGGAAAUCAGGUUUCCUUUUUUACCAAACACCGAGUCCCUAUACCAGCCAGCCCUUGACUCGGAACGACAUCAGGACGUGUUCCAACCCGACUCUCUGAGCAGAUCGAAGCACCCGAAGCACUGGCAGACCAUGAGAGCCAUCUUUUCUCAGCCGUCGUGCCGGAACCAGAAUCUCUACCUCGGCGUGUGCUCCUUUGUGAGAUCUGUCACAGACCUUCGGUGCCUCGUGAAGUCCAGCCGCGGCCGAGGUCUGGAGGACCGCCUGCGGGAGCUCGAGAGCGAUAGCGCGGCCACGGCCUUUGCGCUGCCCUUGUGGUAUUUCCAGCCUGUCAGAAACUUGGUCAUCGCCGAGACGGAAGAAGAUCACGCGUCUCGGUUGAAGAAUCUGCUUGUCUGGUCCUGUACCAACUUACUACUCGCCAUCUGUGCGGCAGAUAUGAGCAGCUCUCGAUCGAGCGGAGCUGCUGCUUCCGAUCUACCAGCCCACUGGCGCUCGAUCUUGGACAAGGCAAACGACGCCACCGACAUCAUUCGCAAGUGGAAGCCCGCCUACGUCGACGUCGUCGACCCCAUGUGCUCGUACAUUGUCCUUUUGGUCGGCUCAAUCUUGUCUUUUGAAAGGGAGCUCUCGUCUGAGAAGGCUCUGUACUCCUCGCAGCUUGACCUGCUGGAGUUAUUCUUGGAGCAGAUAGGAACUCGCUGGCCUAUAGCAAAUCGUCUCGCCAAAUCACUUCAAUCGAUACAGGUGAAACUGAUUUCGGAAAAGCCUACAAUUGAGACGGCGCUCACUUAUGUGAGCCAGCUGACGAACCCUUUCAAUGGCCAACCGGUGCACCCGGCCUUGAAAGGUGAAGCCUCGGGAGCUAGCACUUUGGAAUCUAUGGCGGCAAGGGAUGUAAGGACCGGAGACUAUGCAAUGACUAGCGUAUAUGAUGAAGGAUACAGGCGAUAUUCUGACCUGGACCAUGUUGAUUUCACAAGUCUAGAGGGAGUUUUGGGGGGUAUGGACCCGAUGGAUAUGCUGCUACAAGUAGGUUGUGGAACAGAGGUACCGAGGUAG